Molecule: messenger RNA, 1202 nt
Organism: Rubroshorea leprosula
Lineage: Eukaryota; Viridiplantae; Streptophyta; Magnoliopsida; Malvales; Dipterocarpaceae
Source: the annotation of a GenBank genome assembly
GGGAGACAUAAUAAGAAUAGGUGGGAAUUCUGAGAAGUUAAAAAAUAUGUUAAGGCAGGGGUUCCGGUGGGAGGUGGGGGAUGGAUGCCGGGUGUGUUUUUGGAGGGAUAUUUGGGUGGGGAAUAAAUCUCUUCGAGAUCUAUAUCCAAGGCUUUUUCAAUUAGCUAUCAACAAGGAAGGCACGGUUAGGGAGAAUGGAACAUGGGAAGGGGAAAGUUGGAAAUGGGGUAUAGAGUGGAGGAGAGAGAGGAUGGGUCACGAAAAAGACGAGGAGAGAGGGUUGGGGAUGGUGUUGGCAAGUAUAAAGUUAAGGAAGGGUAUGGCAGAUUCAUGGCGGUGGAAGUAUGAUGCAGAAGGGAGGUACGUUGUAAAGACAGCAUAUGAAUUUUUAGAUCCCGAGGAAUGCUUGCUUGAGAGACAUUUAUGCAAGUUGAUAUGGUGUAAGUUGGUGCCUUCAAAAGUGGGGUUUUUUGGGUGGAGGUUGUGUUUAGAUAGACUUCCAACAAGGUGGAACUUGAGGCAAAGAGGGGUGGUUUUACAAGGGGAUGGUCUGGUGUGUGGGCUUUGUAAAGAGGGUGUGGAAGAUGUUAAUCAUUUGUUUUGCACAUGUAAAUCAGCUUGGUUAGUAUGGGUUAAGGUGAUUAAGUGGUGGGGUUUGGAGGUAGUAAUGCCGGACACAGUGAGGGGUGUGGUGGACUUCUUCCUGUGGUGGUUGGGCAGUGUGGGGGGUAAGGAGAUGGGAGCAUGCAUUUUCUUGGUCACCUCUUGGUAUUUAUGGUUCUGGAGGAAUAUUUUGGUAUUUAGAAGCAAUGGGGAGUUUAAAGAACAAUUGCUUGAAUUAAUUCAAGUGAAGUCUUAUUUUUGGAUUAAAUAUAAGGUGAAUGGAUGUGCUCUCUCAUUAGCUCAGUGGCAAAGCAAUCCCAGGGAAUGUGCAAUGGAGCUGAAGCGUUACAAGAGAUCUCUCAAAGUGUUCACUAAGCAGCAGCAAAGGCAUCUUCCCAAUUAACUUUCACUGGAUGUAUGGACUUCUAGCGGGCAAGCUGGACGGUUGCUUUCUUUGGUAAUUGUUUGGGUUGUCAGCAUGCUUUUGUGCGGGAGUUCUUUUUCUGAUUUUGUUUGGGGUUAUGCAUUUUAUACUCUUUAUAGAUGGGCAGGAGUACCCCUUGUGCUCCAUUUAAUAUAAAUAAAAUUUUGUUUGCUGA